CGUGUUCAUGUGGACUGUUUUGUAUCCCCUUAACAUUUGACAACACUAGCUUUGCACUAAUCCAAUUUGACAACAUAGAUAACAUCUCUUUGUAUUUUGCAUUAUUGCUUUGUAUUCCAAUCGUUGACUUAUGUCGUCUUCGUCAUCCAAAUCCAGACCACAAUGGAUCUACGAUGUGUUCAUCAAUUUCAGGGGAGGAGGCACCAGGAAUUUCGUUUCUCAUCUCUAUUACGCCCUCUUAAAUGCCGGAGUCAACACUUUCUUCGAUGAGGAGAAUCUACUCAAGGGAAUGCAACUGGAGGAACUAAUGCGAGCAAUAGAAGGGUCUCAGAUAGCAAUAGUUGUUUUCUCCGAAACCUAUACCGAAUCCACUUGGUGUCUCACUGAGCUUGAGAAAAUCAUCGAAUGCCACGAAACUUGUGGCCAAUUAGUUGUGCCCAUAUUUUACGAUGUGGACCCUUCCGUUGUACGUCAUCCGAUUGGUCAUUUUGAAAACGCUUUGAAAGCAGCUGCAGAAAAAAAGCAUUUACCAGAACUUUUAGAAUAUGGGUUACGGAGGUGGAGAACGGCACUCACCAAAGCUGCAAAUUUCUCUGGUUGGGAUGUGAGGAAUCGCAGGAAUAAGGCUAAACUAGUGAAGGAAAUUGUUGAGGACGUUCUCACAAAACUAGACUACGCACUCUUGUCUAUUACUGAAUUUCCUGUUGGAUUGGAACCCCGUAUGCAACAAGUGAUUGGAUUUAUUGAAAAUCAAUCCACCAAGGUCAGUAUUAUAGGAAUAUGGGGAAUGGGAGGAUCUGGCAAAACUACCAUAGCCAAAGCCAUCUACAAUCAAAUUCAUCGUAGAUUCAUGGAUAAAAGUUUCAUUGAAAAUAUUAGAGAGGUGUGUGAGACAGAUGGUAGAGGACAUGUUAUUUUACAAGAACAACUUCUUUCAGAUGUCCUAAAAACAAAGGUGAAGAUACAUAGCGUUGGAAUGGGAAAAACUAUGAUCGAGAACAGACUUUCUGGGAAAAGGGCACUCAUUGUACUUGAUGAUGUCAACGAGUUUGGCCAAUUAAAAGACCUAUGUGGAAAUCGUAAAUGGUUCGGUCAAGGAAGUGUAAUACUCAUAACAACUAGAGAUCUACACUUGCUUGACCUACUUAAAGUUGAUUAUGUUUAUGAGAUGGAUAAAAUGGAUGAAGAUGAGUCACUUGAGCUUUUUAGUUGGCAUGCUUUUAGAGAAGCAAAACCAGUAGAAGACUUCAAUGAACUUGCAAGAAAUGUAGUUGCUUAUUGUGGAGGGCUACCUCUAGCUCUUGAAGUUCUUGGUUCUUAUUUAAUUGAGAGGACAAAGAAAGAUUGGGAAAGUGUAUUGUCAAAACUAAAAAUAAUUCCCAAUGAUCAAGUUCAAGAGAAAUUAAGAAUAAGCUUUGAUGGUUUACGUGAUCACAUGGAAAAGGAUAUAUUCCUUGAUAUAUGUUGUUUCUUUAUCGGUAAAGAUAGAGCCUAUGUUACGGAGAUACUAAAUGGUUGUGGACUACAUGCUGAUAUUGGAAUAACAGUUCUUAUAGAGCGUAGUCUCUUAAAAGUUGAAAGAAACAACAAACUUGGAAUGCAUCAAUUGCUACGGGACAUGGGAAGAGAAAUAAUUUGUGAAAGUUCAAGAACAGAACCUGGGAAGCGCAGUCGAUUGUGGUUUCACGAGGAUGUACUUGAUGUAUUGGCAAAGAAUACUGGGACAGAAGCUAUUGAGGGAUUGGCUCUGAAAUUCCAUUUCACCGGUAGAGAUUGCUUCAAAGCUUAUGCUUUUGAGGAAAUGAAGAGAUUGAGACUGUUGCAACUUGAUCAUGUACUACUCACAGGAGAUUAUGGAUAUCUUUCCAAGAAACUGAGAUGGAUUUGUUGGCAAGGGUUUCCUUCAAAAUACAUACCAAACAAAUUUUAUCUGGAAGGUGUUAUUGCUAUUGAUUUAAAACACAGUAAUCUUCGACUCGUCUGGAAAGAACCCCAGGUUUUGCCGUGGCUGAAAUUCCUCAAUCUUAGUCACUCCAAGUACUUGACAGAAACCCCUGACUUUUUAAAACUACCAAGUCUUGAAAAGCUCAUUCUCAAAGAUUGUCCAAGUUUGUGCAAGGUACACAAAUCCAUUGGAGAUCUCCGCAAUCUUUUAUUGAUAAAUUUGAAGGACUGUACCAGCCUAGGCAAUCUCCCAAGAGAGAUUUAUAAGUUGAAAUCUGUGAAAACUCUCAUCCUUUCGGGUUGUUUGAAGAUUGACAAAUUGGAGGAAGAUAUAGUGCAGAUGGAAUCCUUGACAACUCUAUUUGCUGAAAAUACUGCUGUGAAACAAGUGCCCUUUUCAAUAGUAAGUUCAAAAAGCAUUGGUUAUAUAUCCCUAUGUGGAUAUGAAGGAUUAUCUCGUAAUGUUUUUCCUUCUAUCAUUCGAUCUUGGAUGUCACCAACAAUGAAUCCCCUAUCUUAUUUUCGUCCAUUUUGUACCACAUCAUCAUAUCUAGUUUCCAUGGACAUGCAAAGUGAUAAUUUGGGUGAUCUUGGGCCAAUGCUUAGCAACCUCUCAAAUCUUCGAAGUGUUUUGGUGCAAUGUGACACAGAAUUUCAACUAUCUAAACAAGUGCAAACAAUUUUGAACGACGUAUUUGGUGUAAAUUUUACAGAAUUGGAAAUAACAUCACGUACAUCACAAAUUUCAAAGCAAUACUUGCGGUCUUAUUUGAUUGGAAUUGGAAGUUACGACCAAGAAGUCUUCAAUACUCUCAGCAAUAGCAUAUCUGAGGGAUUGGCAGCCAAUGAGGGUUUUGAUGUUUUUCUCUCAGGUGGCAAUGAUCCUUCUUGGUUGACCAAUAUAGGUGAGGGGCAUGCAGUGUAUUUCACUGUGCCUGAGGGUUGUUGCAUGAAGGGAAUGACUUUGUGUGUUGUUUAUUCAUCAAGCCCUGAAACCACGGAACCGGAAGAAUGUCUUAUUAGUGUCAUAAUGGUUAAUUAUACAAAGUGCACUAUCCAGAUACACAAGCGAGACACAGUAAUUUCCUUCAAUGAUGUGGAUUGGCAGGGCAUAAUAUCACAUUUGGGACCUGGAGACAAGGUGGAGAUUUUUGUGAUUUUUGGGCAUGAAUUGGUGGUAAAGAAGACAGUUGUUUAUCUGAUUUAUGGUGAAUCAAUUGACUUGGAAAUGGAUCCUUCUCCCAAGCCAAAGAAAGAGACAAAGAAAAAGGCCAUUGGAAGAUUCAUAAAGAAAAUUGUAACGAGCAAGACUCAAGAACAAUAAAGGUUUCAACCAACUUUUACUGGGCAUGCGAAAGUCUUGGUCUAUGAUCCCCGUACUUUUUCUUGUAGAGAUGAGGGAAUAACUCAUGUUACAUAGAUAUAAAAUAGAAAUUCAUUAAGAACGUUAACAUCUUGUUAAGAGUUCACGUCCACUUGUUAAUGUUGGAAAAUCUUAAAUUUCUAGAGAUUCCGAGAGAUCCGAGAUAUUCGAGAUAUCCGAUUUAAGUUAUUUGAAAUUAUUUGAUUUAUCAUUUGAGUUAUUUUGUUUCAGAUUAGAUAAGAUAGU
Molecule: messenger RNA, 3553 nt
Organism: Cajanus cajan (pigeon pea)
Lineage: Eukaryota; Viridiplantae; Streptophyta; Magnoliopsida; Fabales; Fabaceae
Product: TMV resistance protein N
Biological process (GO): defense response; signal transduction
Molecular function (GO): ATP hydrolysis activity; ADP binding
Source: RefSeq, a predicted model, not a curated record